AUAACAGGGGGUGCUUCGGGGGCACUGCGGAAGGAAUUCAGAGAAUUGGAAUUAUUAGAUGAAAUUACACGAUUGAGAUAUGAAGGUAAGUGUGACAACACCGUCCAAGGAACAACAAGAUUGGUUCUCAUUGAAUUGUUCAGAAAGUGGAAAGGAACAUAUUAUAAUCCACCUCUUACCCAUACUUCAAUCAGGUGGUCUGCGAGAGAUCCUUAUGUUGUUGAACAACACGAUGUCAUUCCAUGGUCUAUUAUUGCAUCG
Lentinula edodes (shiitake mushroom) is the source of this 261-nucleotide messenger RNA. RefSeq lists its product as uncharacterized. Lineage: Eukaryota; Fungi; Basidiomycota; Agaricomycetes; Agaricales; Omphalotaceae. The record is from RefSeq and is a predicted model, not a curated record. The annotation marks the transcript as partial. The transcript has a single exon.